Argiope bruennichi is the source of this 3208-nucleotide messenger RNA. It is a transcript of the gene rush, whose product is annotated as pleckstrin homology domain-containing family F member 2-like. NCBI's taxonomy places the organism in Eukaryota, Metazoa, Arthropoda, Arachnida, Araneae, Araneidae. The record is from RefSeq and is a predicted model, not a curated record. The transcript has a single exon. Bases 253 to 1233 code for a protein of 326 amino acids. Gene Ontology annotation, cellular component: early endosome. Gene Ontology annotation, molecular function: phosphatidylinositol binding; metal ion binding.
GUUGUUACUUGUAGAUUUGCAUGGUAUUGAUGGUGUAACGCUUUCUUUUUCGAUUGUUUUGCGUCCUGGGUGACUGUCUUUUGUCAUAUAUGCGUACACUUGACCGUCGCUUCGCCGAGUAAAUUUUUUUUACUCUUGAUAUUGGACGUGCGGUGUGUAAUCUUCCCGAUUAUGUUUCUUUUUUUAUUUUUAUGAAAAUUCGGGGCUGUGGAAUUUAAUUUGCAAGAAUCUUAGAAACAGAACGCCCCCAAAAUGGUCGACCGACUUGUAAACAGUGAGGCGAAUGCCCGCAGAAUUGCAACUGUUGAGAGCUGUUUUGGAGCAAAUGGUCAGCCCCUAGCCAUUCCAGGACGUGUUUUGGUUGGUGAGGGCGUUGUCACAAAAAUGUGUCGCAAAAAACCGAAGACUCGCCAGUUCUUUUUGUUCAAUGACAUUUUAGUGUACGGUAACAUUGUUAUGGACAAAAAAAAGUACAACAAGCAACAUAUUAUUCCUUUAGAAGAAGUCAAACUUGAAAAUUUGGAAGAUGAUGGAAUACUUAAAAAUGGGUGGCUGAUUAGAACCCCGACAAAAUCAUUUGCUGUAUAUGCUGCUACCGCCACAGAAAAAACAGAAUGGAUGGCUCACAUCAAUAAGUGCGUGGAAGAUUUGUUAAAAAAAACUGGUAAAAAACCAUCUUUAGAGCAUGCUGCAGUUUGGAUACCAGAUGCAGAGGCCUCUAUUUGUAUGCAUUGCCGGAAGACACAGUUCACUGUUCUGAACCGCCGACAUCACUGCAGAAAGUGUGGUGCAGUAGUUUGCAAUCCAUGCUCCAAUAAAAAGUUUUUGCUUCCUGCUCAGUCUUCUAAACCCUUGCGUGUAUGUCUUAGCUGCUAUGAUACUCUUACUAAAGCUCGUGCUAAUCAAGGUGACUUGCCUGUCAAGCCUGCAAAUAAAUCUGUCAAUCAAGAUUCAUCAGGAGAAGAUGAUUCUGAGGAUGACAUUGAUGAUGGUGGAAAGAAUGAUGAUCCUAUCAAAGGCUUAGAUAAUUUAUCCAUAGAUGAGAAGCCUACUUUUUAUAAUGAUUCGGCUGAGCCUCCGUCCGACAGUACAAGCCCAGCUACUUGCGAUACAUCUAAUACUCCUUCAAGUAAUGAUAAUGCAUGCUCUGGUGGUACUGAUGCUCCCACUGAUACUGGAUGUUCUGGUGGGGAUUCCUCUACAUGUGAUGCGGGAUCCACUUCAUGUGAUUAAGAGUUAAGUAUAUCAUAAUGUAAUCAGUGAGAUUAAAUAAUAUGUCAUGAAGUUCUCAUUAAUACAUUUGAUUGACAAUCUUUAAUUUAUGUGUACCAUAAGUGCCUUACUGAUCUGAAAAUGUGUGGGUUUAUGUUAUGUUUUUCAAUUUUAGGUGUUAAAAGCUUUUAUACAUAAUGUUAUGAUGUCUAAGUUGCUGGUAAUGAUAAACUUCAGUAUUUUGUCUAUAUUCAUACAAUAAAAUUUUUGUAAUGUUUGAAGUUUUAAUAGAACUAUUUACAUAUUGUUGAAUAGAACUUGCUUGAAUUUUAAGUUCUUAAUCCAAGUGUUUUGUUCAUUAUUAUAUAUUUAUCACAAGUUUCAAUGUCAAUUCUGAACAAUUUCCACUUUGUUUUUUAUUCAUAACAUUAAGAAUACUGUUAAGUUAUUGCAUGCUGAUGAUUGACAUUUGGUAAUCUUUCAAGUUUUUGUAGUUUACAUGUUCACUUUUUAUUUGUUGAACUAUAAGUAUUAUUUUUAGGCUUGAUGGAUUUGCUCUUUGUUUUUUUCAUAUAAACUGAUUUAUUGUACCAUUGCUCCGUAUAGUCUUAAAAAGUUAAUAUUAGCUUUGUGAGGAGAAAAUAAAAUUAAGUUUGUCAUUGAUAUGCUUGAAGUUAAAAUCUUUAUCAUUACAAGAAUGCCAUUUUGCCUUAAUACAAGUUUUUUAGAUACUGCUUGCAAUACAUAUUUAAUAGUUUUAUAUUUGUUAUAAAGUGAACUUUUUGCAACUUACUUGAAGUUAUCAGAUUGUUGUUUUUUAAAAAGUAUUACACUAAAAGCAAGUUUUAUUGUUAGAAACAUUAGAAUGCCUGUCGUCUUAAUUUUUCAAGAAUUAUCUAAUAAUUUUGAAGCAUUGUGUAUUUUUUAAGAGCUUAAUGUAUAGGAUGAGUAGAAAAUGAAACUUAUGUUUUGGUCAACUGUUAUUACAAAAAUGCUUCAAAUUAUUAUAUAAAUGUUGCUUUUAUGUCAAAGGAUACUUUUGUAAUUGAGUAUUUGAACCUGGAUAUUUCUUUAAAAGCUUUGUAGUUUUGAUGAACUUUAAAUUUUAAGAGUUGUUGCUUUAUAUAUUUAAUUUUUUGAAGAUAAUUUCUUUAUUAAAACUUUUUAUACUGAAAUUAAUCUAAUGAUCAUAUGAAAUGUUUUUAUAUUUAAAAGUUAAACAAUGUUUCAUUACUAAAAUAUUGAUUUUAAGCAUAAGUUUUAUUUUUUAUUCUUAAUAUUUUGAAUAAAAUUUAUAUUAAAAUAUUUAAUAUAUAAUUUUUAGUUUAUGUACAAAAAAAUGGAGUUUUGUUGUUUAUCAAAAUAGUUUUGUUUUAGACAUGCUUAAUAUCGCUAAUAUAAAAUUAACUGCCUUUUUCUACUUCUGGAAAUUCUUUCUAGAAAAUCUGAAUUUAAUAUUGUUGUUAAUAAUUUAACUGUUUAUAUAAUUUGUUUGAUAAUUUAAAUCAGUAUAAAUAUAAAGUAAUGAAACAUUGAUAGCUUUUAGGCAGUUCUACACUGCAAGUGCCUUUACCGAUUUGAAAACUUUUUUGUUUAACUUCAGAUUUUCUAACUUUUUAUACAUAGUAUUAAAUAGUUGAUAAAGAGUCAACAGUAUUUACAACCAACUAUUUUUCAUGUUGCAUAAAAAUUUUUCAGUAUUGAAUUUUUUAAAAUUGUUCAUUGCCUAAGAGGUAAUUUCUUCACCUUUGAUAAAGUGCACUUUGUUAUGUUAUCAGUUGCAUAUGCCUCCCAUAUGAACAAUAUUCUUUCUGCUUUUGAUAUCUUAUCAAUAGCAAAGUAAAUCUUCAAGGGUAAUGAUUAAAUUAUUACUUGUUAGUGAUUCAGAUUGUUCUGGAACAAUCUUAAGUGAAAUAUUUUUAAUGAUUAGCAUAUUUUUAAUCCAAUAUUUUGAUGUUUGUGCAGUUCUAAUUUAAUAAAAGUUAUUUAUAACUGA